Brassica napus (rape) is the source of this 1694-nucleotide messenger RNA. RefSeq lists its product as uncharacterized. The coding region runs from base 1163 to 1516 and encodes 117 amino acids. The transcript has a single exon. The record is from RefSeq and is a predicted model, not a curated record. Lineage: Eukaryota; Viridiplantae; Streptophyta; Magnoliopsida; Brassicales; Brassicaceae.
UUUUCACACAAUUGCUCAUGAAAACAUGGCUAAUACUCAACGUCAUUAGAUUUCAAAAACUAAUUUAGAAGUCAUGAAUUGAUAAAACAAGUCAUCAACAAACAGUAACUAACUAUCUAAAUCAGUUUAUACGAAGUCAUUAACAACACAGUCAUAUGUAUAUAUAUAUUCUCAUGACCGAUACACAAUAAAUAAUAUAAGGAAUAAUCGAACUAAACAAAGGUAAGAUCUCAAAACUCAUUUCAACUAACGACUAAAUCAAUCAGCCAAAGUAUUAGACCAUCUACAUCAAAUUGCAUGCUUUUAAAUUAAAUACAUCACGAAGUGAUCAAGUAGCAACAUGUGGAAUAAAAGAAAGCAUGUGACGAUCACCUCUUAGUUCGAAAGUAAUAAAAACUUAAAUAGCAUACACAUUAAAUUUAAUCAUCUAUAUUGUGAAACACGAGAUCUAUGAAAAUUAGUAAGGAAAUACUCAUCUUAGAAAUCGGGGAAACGAGUACUGUAUUAGGAUUUUUGUUACACGGCUAAGGUUUAGAUUUUGCUGAUAACUGUUUCGUGCUAGGGUUUCGUGCUGAUAACGUGUUGUAAGAGAAAUUGGUUGUUUUUAUUAUUCCAUAGAUAAUAGUACAUGCAUAUACAGAUACAAAGUUAGAGUUCUAGAACCCCAGAACAUAAGCUUAAUGGACCUAAUGUACAUCCACACAAUUGGACCAUAACAAACUUGUAAAUUAAAGCUAAAUUUUGAUUUCAAAUCUAAGAAAAUUAAAAUUCUUGGAACUUAAGAUGGAUAAACAAAUUUGUGCUUUGAAAUGGUAAAUAUGAGAAAAUAUAUGGUUAAUAGACUUUUACUAGUUUAUAACUUUUGAAUUGUCAAGCCCUUUAUAAAAAAACAAACUUUUAAAUUGUCCAGUUUUUUUGUUAUUAUAUGAAACUUACAUUUUCAAUUUUCUUUAAAAUUAUUUAACACCUAGUUAUAUAAACUUGCAUGUAAGACAUGUGCAUGGACCAACUGGAAUAAUGAAUAGUCCACAUGUAAUGUUCAUAUAGUCAAACAAUAUAAAAUCCACACAUACAGUAUGUGCCUAUAUAAUGUACAACGAUCCUGAUGGUAUUACCUUAACUUAGUCCACACAAAAGCAAAGCUUCAGCUCCAAAACAAAAAAUGGCGAUGAUGAAGAUGCCAAACGAAUACGCAAAGCUAGAGAAAGAAGAUCCUAGUGAGAUGAUCCACAGGAGAGCUCAGUUUCUGAUCCAAAAGAUUCUCCAACGAGCCGACACAGAGAAAUUAAGACGGCAACGGAAGAGAAGUAUAUUGAUCAGAACGUCUUCGUUUAGAGUGGUGGGAAUGAGAGUAAAGAUUGGUAAGAAGCUUAGGAAGCUACGGAAGAGUUGUGUAAUGGCGAAUAAAUAUAGUGAUCUUAUGCCACGUUUCCUUAAAUCUCUUAGGCGUUAUUUCUUAUGUUCAUCUUCUCGGAACGUCUCUGAUCUUCCUCCUCUCUUUGCCAUCCACGUUUGAAUGUUUUAUCAAGACUAUAUUUUAUUUUUCCCAUCAUACCAUGUCAUAUAUAUAAUGAAUAAAACCUCAUCAGUGAUGUAUUAUCACUUUUCCUCUGGGGUCAUAACUAUAUGAAUCGUGUAGAUUCUAUAAAAGUUUACAGACAGAAUUAUUAUCAAAUAUAAGGAUCUUGAUUGUC